AUGGGGGAGGAGGUGAAAAAGCGCCCCAUCAUUGCUGGCAGAGAGAAAGGGCCAGGACCGGGGCGUUACGCUCUGCCACCGACUAUCGGUUUCAUCGGCCAUGACUUCACCAAGCCAACCAGCCCUGCUUACUCCUUCCACGGCAGAAUGAGCAACAAUUUGUACGGUGUUGACUCCAGUCCUGGGCCUCGGUAUUACAUUGAUGCAAAAAUCACCCGUUUCGGCAGGGAUGGCAACCCCGCAUACUCCAUGUUGGGCAGAGUGAGAGGAUCAUCAAGGCUUUUCCAGACUCCUGGACCUGGGGCAUACAGCCCUGAGAAUGCUCCUCCAUGCAACACCCAGCGCAGACCCCCAUCCUACACUAUGGGCUCCCGCACUCGCUACCGUACCAUCGACUCAGUCCCUGCCCCCAACAAGUACUGUCUCCCUGCUCUCAUGGGCCCCCAGGUUCCCACCAAGCCAGCCAGUGCCAGCUACACCAUGUCAGGGCACUGCAAAUUAGGGGGUCCCUCAGAAGACCUGGCCAAGACCCCAGGCCCUGGUAGAUACAACAGUACAGAUCCAAGUGUCUACCUGCCCAGGCAACCAGCUUUCUCCAUGCUAGGUCGCCAUGGGUUUCCCAACAAUGCCACUCUGAAGCCUGGCCCUGGAACUCAUAAUCCUGAGAAGGUGACUGUCCACAAGCCCCGGGCUCCUGCCUUCUCUCUGGGCAUCAGACACUCGGAGUUUGUCACCCCACUGGUGGUCAAUGUAGCUGACUGA
This is a messenger RNA of Oncorhynchus masou masou (cherry salmon), 762 nucleotides long. It is a transcript of the gene cimap1d, whose product is annotated as CIMAP1 family member D. The transcript is spliced from 4 exons. Lineage: Eukaryota; Metazoa; Chordata; Actinopteri; Salmoniformes; Salmonidae. Gene Ontology annotation, cellular component: cytoskeleton. The record is from RefSeq and is a predicted model, not a curated record. The coding region runs from base 1 to 762 and encodes 253 amino acids.